AUGAAGUAUAUCCUACCAUUGAUUCUCAUUCUAAUUCUUUCAAGCGUUAUUGCUGCUCCAAAAAAAAACAAAAAGAAGGAUAGGGACUCUGCUAUUGAGCACAAGAAAGAAAAAUCUGAAGAAUCCUCUGAAUCCAAAUCAGAGGAGUCAAACGAGGAUAAUGAAAACAACUCUACAACUAGUAUUCCGCCAACCGAGGAAGCAAUAACUACUACAACUCUAAAACCUUUGAAUACUGUUCAAGAACUGGCACGCGAAAUUGAUAUUUGA
Messenger RNA from Auanema sp. JU1783, 270 nucleotides. The record is from the annotation of a GenBank genome assembly. Lineage: Eukaryota; Metazoa; Nematoda; Chromadorea; Rhabditida; Rhabditidae.